AUGGACACUUAUGAGGUAAAAUUACAAAAACAUCAUUGUGCAUGUCGUAAAUGGGCUUUGAGUGGAAUUUCAUGUGUCCAUUCCAUUGUUUGUAUCUUGCACAACAAAGCCAAUGUUGACCCUUAUGUUUCGGCUUACUACAGAAAAAUAAGUUUUAUGGCAACGUAUUCAUACAUCAUUCUCCCAUCUAAUGGUCCAAGACUUUGGGAAAAAGCUCAAGGGGAUCCAUUUAAUCCACCGGUGAUGAGACGAGCUCCCGGUAGACCGAAGAAGAAGAGAAAUAAAGCUAAUGAUGAACCGAGUUCAAGUAAUGUAUUACCAAGGCAUUCGUCAAUUGUAAAGUGUAAGAGCUGUGGAAAUUUCGAGCACAACUCGAGAACUUGCAAAGGAAAAACAACGGCGAACCGACAAUUGCCCAAAGGAGGUAACAAGGCAAAGAAGCAAAAGAAAGGUCUGACAAAAGAACCACCAACCGUGUUGACACAGGGCUCAUAA
Messenger RNA from Lathyrus sativus (Indian pea), 495 nucleotides. The record is from the annotation of a GenBank genome assembly. Lineage: Eukaryota; Viridiplantae; Streptophyta; Magnoliopsida; Fabales; Fabaceae.